This is a messenger RNA of Danio aesculapii, 4638 nucleotides long. It is a transcript of the gene cpne5a, whose product is annotated as copine Va. NCBI's taxonomy places the organism in Eukaryota, Metazoa, Chordata, Actinopteri, Cypriniformes, Danionidae. Gene Ontology annotation, molecular function: calcium-dependent phospholipid binding. The record is from RefSeq and is a predicted model, not a curated record. Gene Ontology annotation, cellular component: plasma membrane. Gene Ontology annotation, biological process: cellular response to calcium ion.
UUUAGCGAACCAAACCCGUUGUAUAAUCAUCUUAAAAUUUCUGCCAACAUCAUUGACACUAUAUUUUAGCGCAUCACAGGGCGUUCGCGGUCUCCAGCGCGCCUUCAUCACAGACGCUGAUUUUGUGUCACCCACUGCGGUCCUGCGCGCGCCCUGCCGGAGCUCUGAGAUUUUAGCAAGCACCGCAGGACCCAGACCUGCCAAACUGUUUGAAGUAGAAAGAUUCAUCUUGUCCCGCGCGCCCAUGGAAGGCGACGUUAUGGAUAAACUGGAGGACAUGGCCUGUUGCGAGUUCGACCCAAUCACGGGGGAUAUUCCCGCCACUAAAGUGGAGAUCACCGUCUCGUGCAGAAACCUGUUAGAUCGUGACACAUUCUCCAAGUCGGAUCCUUUGUGUAUUCUGUAUACUCAGGGAGCGGAGUCUAAGCAGUGGCGUGAGGACUUCUUGGGUCAGACCUUCUGCACUCUGGGUGAGAUAGUGGGUUCACCAGGCAGUCGACUGGAAAAGCCUCUGGGUGGCAUCCCUGGGAAGAACUGCGGUACCAUUAUUCUCACUGCAGAGGAACUUGGAAACUGUCGGGACUGUGCCACAAUGCAGUUCUGUGCCAAUAAGCUGGAUAAGAAAGACUUUUUCGGCCGCUCUGACCCGUUCAUGGUGUUCUACAGAAGUAAUGAGGACGGAACGUUCACUAUCUGCCAUAAAACAGAGGUGGUAAAGAACACACUGAACCCCAUCUGGCAGCCGUUCACCAUUCCUGUCAGAGCGCUCUGCAAUGGAGAUUAUGACAGGUCAAUUAAAGUGGAGGUGUAUGACUGGGACAGAGAUGGCAGUCAUGAUUUUAUUGGGGAGUUCACCACCAGCUACAGAGAGCUGUCUCGUGGGCAGAGUCAGUUCAACGUGUACGAGGUGGUGAAUCCUAAAAAGAAACUCAAAAAGAGACGAUACAUCAACUCUGGCACAGUGACACUGCUUUCCUUCUUGGUGGAGGCUGAACACACAUUCCUGGACUACAUCAAAGCAGGGCUUCAAAUCCAUUUCACUGUGGCCAUUGAUUUCACUGCGUCCAAUGGGAAUCCUUCUCAGUCUACCUCCCUGCACUACAUGAACCCAUAUCAGAUGAACGCGUACGCCAUGGCCUUAAAGGCCGUCGGUGAGAUCAUUCAGGACUACGACAGUGAUAAGAUGUUUCCUGCGUUGGGCUUUGGAGCCAAACUUCCUCCCGAUGGCCGGGUUUCCCAUGAAUUUCCUCUGAAUGGUAAUGUUGAUAACCCAUAUUGCAACGGGAUGGAGGGAAUCCUAGAGGCCUAUCACGAGAGCCUGAAGACUGUCCAGCUUUAUGGACCCACCAAUUUUGCUCCUGUCAUCAACCAUGUAGCAAGGUAUGCGGCAGCGGUUCAAGAUGGCUCACAGUAUUUUGUGCUUCUCAUCAUCACAGACGGUGUGAUUUCAGAUAUGGCUCAAACUAAAGAAGCCAUCGUCAAUGCAGCAAAACUCCCCAUGUCCAUCAUUAUUGUAGGAGUCGGACAGGCUGAGUUUGAUGCCAUGGUCGAGCUGGAUGGAGAUGAUGUGAGAAUAUCCUCCAGAGGAAAGCUGGCAGAGCGGGAUAUUGUACAGUUUGUACCGUUCAGAGACUAUAUGGACAGGACAGGAAACCAUGUCCUCAGCAUGGCACGGCUUGCCAAGGACGUCCUGGCUGAGAUCCCGGAUCAGUUAAUCUUAUACAUGAAGUCAAGGGGCAUCAAGCCCAACCAGACCCCGCCAGAGUACAGUCCACCUGGGCUCAGCCCGACCCCCACCAUAUGAGUUUACCCAGCCGGCCGACAGAAAACAGGCCAUGCUUGUUAUGUCCCCUCCAAUUUGGAUUUAAUUCAAAGCCAAUAGGACUGAUUCAGUAUGAGGCAUCUAGAGGAGCGGAUGGUUUCAAUUCUCCGAUUUUGGAUCUAAUACACUGGAGAAAUUGAAAAUAUAUCCGUGUUCCGGCCUUUGAACUGAGAAGGGUGGCGUGUGAGUUUGUUUCCCCCUCUUCAUAAAUUAGCCGACUAUAUGAACAGAUUUAUAGCUUGGAUUUGAUUCUGCUGGAGAAGACCUACGCAAACAAAGCAUUUUUUUUUUGCUUAUUUAGCAUCACAACAUUUACAGAAACGCUUGUGAGUCAGCAUGUAAAGACUGUGUGUUAUAUUAAGGAAAUCUUUCUAUAUCUUUUAUAUGCAGCAGAGAAGGUGAAAGAGACCGUAGGAAGAAAUAGUCAAAUUGUUUGAAAUAUUGGAUACCCGAUAUGGGUAAACAAUGUAGUGAAAUUGUUUGUAGAAUUAUUUUUAAAUGGGUUGUGCUAAUGUGGUUUUAUUUUUCCACUGGAACAAUUUUGGGCAGUUUAUUUUUAGUAUAAAGUAAUUUCCCAUUGCAGUGUCCCAUUUAUAGCUUUUAAAAGCUAUGACAAACAAGAUUUUCUAUGCUAAAGCAUGACUCCCAGGUAAAAACUGAUGUACAUUGCAUUAUUACAUUGUAUUUAGAUUCAAUAUUUAUGCAGAAAAUCUGCUAUAAAAGUCUAAGAGAAGCACAUAUUUUCUUAAUGCUGUAAUAUUUGUAAAUGUUAAUCAGACAGAAAUCUCAGAUUCAUUCCUCAAACUGCACACAGACGAAAAUUUCAGGCACAAUCACCCCUCAGUAAUGUCAGAUUUACUUUUUUAAUUUGCUCCUCAAUUCCCUUAAUGCUUUAGAGCUGCUAUUUCUUCAUAUCAUUCACACACGACCCAUCAGGGGGAAACAUGAGGGAUGCCUCGCCGCUCGCUGCUAAAGAUGAUUGGAGAUGAGGCAGCGUCUGCCGUUUUUCUAAUAGCUCUGUCUGACUCCCCUGCCCCCCGUGUCCAGCCACGCUGAACCUCUGCCCUCUCAUUCCCCGGAUUCUCCCUGGAGUUUAAAACACUUUUCUAUUCUUCACCAUGACAGGAAUUAUUUCAGUGGUUUAAAAAGAUUGCAUGCAGCUGAGGUUGCAUUACAUGCUGGGCAAACAUAAUAGCAUUUCGACAAGUUGUAGCCUUGGAUUAGUUCUAGCAUUGGCAUAAUAAUAAUAAGAUACAUGAACACAGAUGAUUUGCUAAAACUGCCUUACAGUAAGUUUACAAUAAUGGUCGAUAGCAAGCAUAUAUUAGAAAGUAGUAUUUUAUAUGUGAUUACUAAGGAAGUGCAUGCUUAUUACCUAACUUCAAAAUUUAAAUAAAAUUUGAAAAAAGUCAAUAUUUACUCAAUAGAAACACUACAACAGUUUAUGCAGCCUCUUUUUUUCAGAGGUCCAUUUUGAAACUCAAUAAUCAUCAUUGACAAAUGUGUAUGUUUCGGUAAAUAUUGACUGUCUUGCUUUUUUGGACAGCAGGGCUGUUUGUACUUGUUCUUACCCACAGUUUUGAUACAUGUUGGUCAUGUGCUGUACAUUUUAGCAUAUUUGCUCGUUUGUCUUAAGAAGUUCCAAUGUUUUGGUUUUAGAACAUGCAUCUGUUACUGUGUUUCUGUUUGAGAACUACACUCACAAGCCACUUUAUUGGGACUGCUUGUUAACACAAAUAUCUUAUCAACCAAUCACAUGGAGGCAACAAUUAGGCACAAUCUGGUGAACUGAACAUAAAGCUGCGGUCACACUGCACUUUUCUCCCUAAAGACUUCUAUUCAUACGCACGUGAAUGCGUCAGACCGUAAAACGCAAGCUCGUGUGACAAAUUUCGUAGUUCGAUGCAUUGAAAAGCUUGGUGAACUCUGACCUGCGAUUUCACAUCACAUGAUUGCGUGAGACCAAUCAAAGAUCAAAACAUGACCUGUUUGGACAGGAAUUUAAAGCAUGGGCCAAUCGCUCACUUUUUUAAUGUCUAAUCCUCUUGUUUAAUCCCGCCCCUUUUCACAGCGUUGUACUACAGAAUUUGCAAGCUCAAACUCUAGUGUGGCCGCAGUGUAAGAAUGGGAAAAAACAGUGUUAAAGCCAGACAUGGUGGUCUGAAUAUUUGAGAAACUGUUGAUCUACUGGAAUUUUCAUGCACACUAUUUAUAGAGUUUACAGAGAAGGAUCCAAAAAGAUGAAGAUAUUCAUUGAGCAACAGUUACGUGGGUGAAAAUGCCUUGUUGAUACCAGAGGUUAGAGCAGCGUGGCCAGACUGCUUUGAGAUGAUACUACAGUAACCCAAAUAACCUCUUGUUAACCACUUGUUAACUGAGAAGUAUGUUCAAAUUCAAAUGUAGUACCUACUAGAGUAGUAUGUCCUUUUCAACUUAGGCUCAUUCUGAAAACAUAUCCCUAUAUACAUUUCUGCAGAUCGUGAAUUAAUACGUAUGGCUGCAUUUCAUCUUUAAACUGAAUGCUACGGGGCGGUAUGACUCCGUUCCUUUUCUCGCUUAUGAGUUGACCGUUUACCUCCGUAUGGACGGCUUUUCUGCUGUUACUAGUUUGUCCAGGAGCUCCACAUGUAUAUUGGCAGACUUGAGAUGCAGAGCGGAGUUGAGCGAGACAACAGGGUUUGAAUGGUUCCAGAUAGCGGGUAAGACAAAAACAGAAGCCAAAAAAUAAAACAAACAAGUAAAUAACAGGGUGAGAAUAUGGUAAAAUCUGAAAAUGUGGUAAAAAUCAAGGCUUAUCUUUUUCUUGAUUGCUUUUU